AUGUGGAAAUCUCAACGCCGUGUUGUUGUUACCGGCCUUGGUAAGCCCCGUGUCUUUCUAUUUUCAAAUCCUCCUUUGAUCGAUCCUCUCUGAGGUGAAGUAUGGCAGUAGAUUACAAACGCUGGUGUGAGAGGGACAUAGUGGAGUAAAGUGUUGUGGAAUUCUAGGUCGGAUACUUAUAGAAUUUCAUUUUGGGAAAGGGCAAAAACCAUCUUAAUGUUCCUUCUCUGCCACUUCUCAAUAACAGAAAAAUUCAAAACUAUUGAUGAUUUGAUGAAGUACACCCCAAUACCAGAAAAUACCAAAAUUAAUGGUAGUGCUGUGAGAAGAGUAAAUUAUAUUUGAAACAGCUAAAGAUUUGACGAUUAAAGACAGAUAUGUAAUUAUUAGGAAGAUCAUACUAUGGGCACUCUGGAGAGAUUCCUGUUAGAUUUGACUGAUAAAUGUAAAGCCAAAAUUAACCACAGGUAGCCCAACCUCGGUGUGUGAAGUUUCAGUCAUAACUUAUUCAAUAAUGUUGCUUUUAUGCAUCAAAAUUAUGAAACAGAAGUGAGGUUUUUUAGUUUUUGUUCAAUAAUUUGCUACUCCUAUUGUAAGUACUCUUAGCAUUUUACAUUAUAAAUGAACACUGAUUGCCAUCAAACUGCACAUUGGGCAUGGAAAGAUUAAGACCUCAAAGUUACUGGUCUUUAUUUUGGCAUCAACAUAUUUAUUUUAGGUUUGAAGUAAAUUUUCAUUAAAAAAAUCCAUAAGUUAUUGGUUGGUGUUUUAUUGAUGAAGAACAACCUUGUUUAACUUUGACCCCAAAGAGUGACUAGUAUCUAAUUUCUCCUUACAAUAUCACAGCUAAAUCACACAUUAAGGUCAUGAGAUCAAAGGAAAUGAUCUCCAACCAAAGAAUCUCUUGACUGUUGAACAAAUUCUUACAAUAUCACAGGUAAAUCACACAUUAAGGUCAUGAGAUCAAAGGAAAUGAUCUCCAACCAAAGAAUCUCUCGAUUGUUGAACAAAUUCUCCUUAGUAGCACCUCAGGAAAUGUAUGAAGGACAGUAUGGAGAAUAUGCGUACUGAUGUUGGGGUGUAAAGGGUUAAUGAGCUUGUGUCACCUGUGAAUGAACUGAAUGUUGGUAUCCCUGCAGGACUUGUUACUCCUCUUGGGAUUGGCACAACCAGAGUCUGGGAAAACUUGUUGCAAGGAAAAUGUGGAAUAACACAAAUUUAUGAUGAAAGUAUGAAUUAUAGUUUCCUAUAUUAUUCUUUGCACCAAAAUUAUUUGAAAGAUGAAACUAAAAUCUAUGGUAUAUUCUUAUGAAAUAUUUUGUUUUUUCAUGGUAGAGUUCAAAGGAAUUCCAGCCAAAAUAGGUAAGCAUAUAAAACUCUUUCUUUUAAAAUAUGUAAUGGCUUCAGUGUAUUCUAGACCCUAAAUUGUCAAAUUUGCUCUGAAAAACUGAAAUGACAAUACUUUUUUAAUCUAACAAACAAGAAAUAAACUUCCAUAUGCAAUUAGUUUAAACAGAGAGAAUUUGGUAUUACAAAAUUAAACUGAAAUGCAAUGCAUCUUGAAAGGAAUCAAACAAACAAAUUUGAUAACACUGUGAAUCCCAUUGGUUCCAUUUUAAAUUUACAGUAAUGGUUUUUUGUUCAUUUAUUUAUUUAAAUUUCAGCUGCAUUUGUACCAAGGGGUACAAACCCAGGAGAAUUUGACAGGAAACAUUGGGAAACAAAACUUAAUGUGGUAAGUUAAAGAGUCAUCAGCAUGGUAUGUUAAUAAAGAUAGUAAGGAUUAUUAAUUAGUCUUACUAAUUAAUUACAUUUUAAAAAAAUCAGUUAUGGAAGUGUGAUAAUAUGAUGGAUAAAGAUGGGGUAUUUUUCUCCCCUUAGGACAGACGAAGUACCACAACAGAAGGCCUGUUUGCAUUAGUUGCUGCAUAUGAGGCUCUAGAAGAUUGUAAAUGGAAACCGGGUAUGCAAGAACAAAAAGAAAGAACAGUAAGUCAAGUGCUUCUACUUUCACAAUCAUACCAUUGUUAGCUGGUCAUCUCUCAGGAGUCUCCUGUUCAACUCAAUUAUUGAUGUCAUAAUGCUACACUGGCAAUUAAAACAAAUUGAAAAUAAGUGGCCACCAGUGCAUUAAUCAACUGUUAACCUGAUCAAAGUCACCUCCUCAUCAUUGUUAUCUCAAUGAGAUUUUUCAUUUUGUUUUUAUCCCUGAAUAUUUCAUUUAUUUAACUUUCAGGAGUGAGAAAUGGCCUUAACCCUCUAACUCCCAUGAGUGACCAAGGCAGAAUUUCUCUUAACAAUAUCAAUACAAUAUCAAGCACUGGCAAGUGAUGAGCAUAAAGAAAAUUGUCAAUUAGGAGAUUAUUAGUUGAUCCCAAACUAAAUUCUCAAAACUAACUUUAUAUGAAUUGUAUCACAGACAGUAAGAAGAAUUACUAAUGAGAUCUUGGCAGUGGAAAGAUUAAUUGGAAAAUAGUAGUUGACUCCUUCCUGAUAACAAUAAGCACUGUGAGGGAAGUUUCAAGGGAUGGUGGAUUUGAACACCAGACUUAUGAUUAAAAAUGAUCCUUUUAUCCUAGGGUGUGUCUAUUGGGAUGGCAAUGACAGGUCUGAAGGACAUACUGCAAGAGGGCAAUACACUCAACAAUCAGGUCAGAUUUAAGAACAGAGCCUUGUUGUGCAAAGAGUGGAUAAUGCUAUCCACUGAAUAAUCUCUGUCUGAUGGAUGAGGCUCAACAUUUUGUUGGCAAGAUAUGGUCUUCUGCUCUUUGAACAAGUGUUCAGGCCAUUAAGUCAACAUGUUGAGUAAUGUUGCAAGACUGACACUUAAGUUGUUACUUAAGGAUGUUCACAUUGAAUUGACGAUGCUGAUCUGAACUUCUGUGUACUGUUAAAUGUAAGUCAUAGAUGAGGGCUUGUCAUGUUUAUUUUGAAUUCAUUAUUUUGCCUGAUAUAUGAAGCAAAGCUAGCAAAAUUCAAUUAACUUACUAGAUACUGUGUUUUAUAACCAACACAUUUCUGAAAUUUUGCAAACCCUUUUUUUUGCAUUUUUAAAAGAAAGAUAGGUAUACCAUUGAUAUUUUCUGACUGGGACUGACAGGGAGCAACUUUUUCAGGGCUAUCGAAGAGUGAGUCCAUUUUUUGUUCCCAGAGUUCUUCAUAAUUUGCCAGCUGGACUUGUCAGUAUGACAUUUGGGCUUCAGGUUAGUUUCUUUAUAUUGCACAGUGAAGUUUAACCCUUUAACUCCCAUGAGUGACCAAGACAGAAUUUCUCCUUACAUUAUCAAAACAUUAUCAAGCAGAAAAGUGAUGAGAAUAAAGAAAAAUAUCAGUUAAUGGAUUAUAAGUUGAUCCAAUACCAAAUUCUACAAACUAACAUCACACGAACUGUAUGGCAGACAGUAAGGAGAAUUACAAAUGAGAUCUUGGAAGUUAAAGGGUUACCAACUGGUGUUUGUGUCACAGAGUCAUGUUUUCUGUUCACUCAGUGAAAGUCAGCACUCAAGUCUAAAGCAUACAGACCUUAUCUCUGUAUCUGCAUUAUGAGUUCCAUUGAAGUAUUUCAUCCCCCCACUUGGAUGGGAUGUUUGACAAGUUGUCAACUUAUUCUUUGGUAUUUUGUUAUAUCACCCCAUAUAUUUUGGAAAUAUCUACUAGUAUUACUACUCCUGAAAGGAGAUCAGGGACCAUAACCUUAACCCUUUCACUCCUAAGAGUGACAGGCAUAUAAUUUCUCCUUACACUGUCACCCUUGAAUCACACAUUUUGGUCAUGAGUAUGAAGGAAAUGAUCACCGACUAAAGAAGAUCUUCAUUAGCAAACAAUUUUUUUCUUUGGCACCUAAAGAAAUGCAUAGAGAACAGUUUGGAGAAUGUGCAAACUAAAGUUGCAUUGUAAAGGGUUUAGGUUACUCACCCAGGAAUUUUACAUGAUGACCCUAACUGGAGCUCAAACUGGUACUUUUAGAUUCAGAGACCUGUGUCCUCCACUAUUUAUCUCCACCAGCCCAUGCAAGAGUCUCUUCUUUCUUUUCGUAGGGCCCCAAUCAUGCAGUCUCCACUGCAUGUGCAGCCAGUGCGCAUGCUAUUGGUGAUGCUUUCAGAAUGAUUCGUCAUGGUGAUGCUGAUGUGAUGGUUGCUGGUGGCGUGGAAGCCUGCAUUCUCCCCUUAGCCAUGGCAGGCUUUUGCAAGUAUGAAUUUGGCCACAUCAGGAUUUGAUUUCAGUUUUUACUUAAAUUAUAUCACACCUAUAAGCAAUUUUAUGAGAGUCAUACCAUACUGUUGUAUUACAAAAUAAAUGACAGGCAUGUUGGUGUGCCAGUUGAUUCCCUGUGUAUGUCUAUCUCAUGGCACUCAUUGCAUCAAUUUCUUUUUUUAAAUGUCAAUUAGAAAUGUCUGCUACAUUGAAAUACCAGACCACAUUACACUACUAAAAACGAUUCUUAACAUUUUCUGGAGUGUGAAUUCAUAUAUAAAUUAUAUUUAUGUCCUGCAUCCAGAAUGCGUGCCUUGACUACCAAAUUUAAUGACAAUCCUCAUGAGUCGUCAAGGCCAUUUGAUAGAGACAGGAGUGGCUUUGUGAUGGGUGAAGGUGCAGGGGUCAUGAUAUUGGAGGUAAGCUGCACUUUCUCUGUUUGAAUUCAUCAAUUGCUAUCAGUGGUGUUGCCUUCAAACAUAUCUGUCAUGAACCUAUGGCCCUCUGAUGAGCAGUACCUGAAUAGUUUUUCAUGUAUGAAAACCCUGCACAAAAGUCUGUCCCCUGAAGUGGAACUUUGGUACGUUUGGUGCUUGUUUCUCCAAAAUGUUUAAGCCUGAGUUUCUGUAGCUGCUCUUUUUGCAAACGGGACUGUUUAUUGUCCCACUCCACAAUUAAGCUGCCUAGAACAUGGACAUUCUACCAUGAGACCCUUUUAAAACACUUCGUUUGUUUCCAUUCUACUUUCAGCAAUAUGAACAUGCUGUCAGCCGUGGUGCUCCGCUGUACGCGGAACUUGUUGGUUACGGUCUUUCAGGUAUUACAUUUUUUCCAGUUGAUGUAUUUGCUAUUUCCUAGAUAGUUUUAUGUUUUACUGUACUAGCUUUGGAGCGUCCUUAGCUUUUCAUCGGGUCUCAUCAGACAUUUCAACCGUUUUUCAACGUCUCUAUUUUCCCCAAGUAUUCAACUGUGCUUUUAACUGAAUAUGCGUUUCCUCCGCUCCGCCACUGACCGCUUGUUUUCCGCGCUUUUGCUCAAUCUCAUUUUAUGCCUCAACUUUACCCUUCACAAUUCUAUAAUGUAGUGACUGACACAUUGUCUAUUCUCGCGACUGAUCGUGCUGCAGAACUUGUAAUUAUGUUUCCAUUUUCUAAGAAUUAAAUUAUUUAAGUGCCUUUCAACCGCUGUUGUGUAUAAAUUUGCUGAAACUAAGACGUCGUUCUUGCCUUUGAUUUUUUUCAGGGGAUGCCUAUCAUAUUACAGCCCCCUCAGAGGGAGGACAUGGGGCAUACUUGGCGAUGAGGAACGCUCUGAAGGAUGCUAAUGUCAACCCAGAGGAUGUGAAUUACAUUAAUGCCCAUGCUACAUCUACUCCACUUGGUAUGAGGCAACGACACUUGAGUGCUGUUUCUGUUGUCUUUCCUAUAGGAAAUACACUUUUUGUCGCCCAUGGUUUUUCUUGAUAGUUUUAACUAUACUAACCCUAUAGUAACCGAUUUCAUACGCCGAUGCCAGUAUACUGAUUCUCGGUGAAACCGCUGAGUAAAUUUCGUCGUCUCCCGGUACCGACACGCUACCAUUACUUCCCUUUUUACCACCCCCUUGGAAACAAGUCAAGAGGAACGUAUCAUUUACGCUUAACCAUUCAAACUUUAAGAGUGACUAGCAUCUAAAUUCUCCUUACAAUAUCACCCCUGGGUCACGCAUUAAGGUCACGAGAAUAAAGGAAAUGACCACCAACUUAAGAAGCUCGAGAUUGCUAAACAAAUUCUCCUUGUCAGCACCUUAGGAAAUGUAUAAAGAACAGUAUGGAGAAUAUACAUACCGUGAUCUUAGGGCGUAACGGGUUAACCAAGUAAUUUUUUGCGUUUCUUUGCUUUAUUUACUCCAAGCCAGACUGUACACAGCUCUCUAGGUUAUUGAUCUAUUCACUCUCGUAUUUCUCUUCAAAGCUUGAAAAGUUUGACGAAAUGUUAUUGUUGAUUAUAGGAGAUGCAGGAGAGAAUAAUGCCAUUAAGACCUUGCUUGGACACCACUCACGAAAUGUUCAAGUUUCUUCCACUAAAGGUGGGAUUCUUUCUAUUUAGGUAAAGUACAACGACGUGUUUUCUCCAUGAAUACUGUUAUUCGUGCCUGCGAUCAGUCUGAUUGUCUGGUUAUGAUUGUGUUCUGACCAGAGACAAAUUAUUCAAAGCUAUUUCCAAGACUUCAGGUUGAGUUUUGUUUGGUUGUUCUUUUAAUCAGGAGCUGUUGGCCAUCUUUUGGGAGCGGCUGGUGCAGUAGAGGCUAUAUUCACUGUGCUUGCUAUACACCAUGUGAGUUGAGUUACUGUGCUUCCUGAUUACCACGACCAUAUGUUUGUGCUUUCCAUAUGCCAACGCGGCUUUGUGUGGCACAGGAUCUGACUCAGUCCUGUGUUUGAAAGCUUCUUGUGGCUUUUUGUUUUUUUUUUUACUUUUCUUAAGAGAGAUUUUUUGUUUCCUCAAAGGGCGCUGUACCUCCCACGUUAAACUUGCACAACGUUGACUCAGAUGAAUUUAACUUAAACUAUGUACCACUUAAGUCGCAGCUCCUAAACGAGGCUUCGGAACGACGGACACCGAGAACAGCGCUUACCAACUCAUUUGGCUUUGGUGGCACGAAUGCUUCCCUGUGUUUUGUCUGCUUAUGAGACUUCCAAAGUACUUCGGAUGUGGUCGAAAUACUUCGUGACUUCGACGAAGUUCUGCAGAAUUUCCGAAGGCCUCGUGGGUUAGUCUGGAGGGGUCCCUAAGGGGCUUCCAAAAUACUUCGGAUAUGGUCGAGAUUCUUCGGAACCUCGACGAAGUUCAGCAGGGGGCCUCGUGGGUCAGUCUGGAGGAGUUUCCGAAGAGCUUUCGGUCUAUCAUUAUCCAAUCACAAACAACUGUCGUUUCGGGACCGGGAUUGAUUUAAUUAUGGCCUCGGCUCACAAAUUUCACGCAAAUGGAAGAGAUAUGAACAACUUGCCAAAGAAGAGUUGAAACUGAAAUAUGUAAAAACAAGAAAAUACUGUGUUCAAGAGAAAUUGCAAGAAACUUUUAUUGUUUUAGUCAGUUGUAUUCCGUGAUUCAAAUGGCAGCAGGGUUACGUGCUGUCAUCAAUUAACACAAGCGAAUUAAAGUUCAUUAGUCAAAUGGUAUUAAAUGCGACAUUUUUCUUGUUCAAACAGUGUGACCUGGCAUUCGAUCAUCUAAUCCUACUGUGUAAGCAUGUUACUGAACGGUUUUCAAUACGUUUUACUCCUUUGCGCUAAACUACGUGCGUGCAUAAUUUUUUGUCAUUUUAUUUGCCUAAUUUGUUUGCUGUGUUCGUAGCCGUAAUUUUAAUAAGUUGCCUUCAUGAAAUUAGCAAGUCUAUCAUCAUCGAUUGAUGCAACGUCGCAAAAUCUAUCCCUUGC
Molecule: messenger RNA, 7612 nt
Organism: Pocillopora meandrina
Lineage: Eukaryota; Metazoa; Cnidaria; Anthozoa; Scleractinia; Pocilloporidae
Source: the annotation of a GenBank genome assembly